Molecule: messenger RNA, 252 nt
Organism: Geodia barretti
Lineage: Eukaryota; Metazoa; Porifera; Demospongiae; Tetractinellida; Geodiidae
Source: the annotation of a GenBank genome assembly
AUGACUACAGCUGCCAUGAGGUGGAUCGACAAGGCUGGAGGAUUCGAUAGCUAUAUUUAUCACACUUCAGACAAGAAACUAGGGUCAGAGGUCGGCGUAGACCUGAAGAAACGGAUGGUAGCCAUUGUGAAGAAUCACCCCGACAACGUGGCCCCGCCCCCUCACGUGAGACGCAUCCAGAGACGGCGUCGUCAAGAGCAACAGACAGAUGAAACACCCAGUGAAUCAUUGUCAUCAUCAUCGCCAUUAUAG